This is a messenger RNA of Sinocyclocheilus grahami, 709 nucleotides long. RefSeq names its product prohibitin-2-like. Gene Ontology annotation, biological process: mitochondrion organization. Bases 68 to 709 code for a protein of 213 amino acids. The transcript has 5 exons. The record is from RefSeq and is a predicted model, not a curated record. Gene Ontology annotation, cellular component: membrane; mitochondrion. NCBI's taxonomy places the organism in Eukaryota, Metazoa, Chordata, Actinopteri, Cypriniformes, Cyprinidae.
UUUUUGGACAAAAUAUUUUUGAACGUUAAACUUUUGAAAUUAAUAUAAUCAAUUUAGAGGACUGGUAAUGCCAUCACUCACACGAAUUGUCUUGUUUCUAGUGGAGGGUGGUCAGCGAGCAGUUGUCUUUAAUAGAAUUGGAGGGAUGCAGAUGGAUACAGUCCUCUCUGAGGGUCUCCACUUCAGGAUACCAUGGUUUCAAUAUCCAAUCAUAUAUGAUAUCAGAGUGAAACCAAGAAAAAUAUCAUCUUUAACAGGAAGCAAAGACCUGCAGAUGGUGAACAUCGCAUUGCGUGUGCUGUCACGACCGGUGGCUUCCCACCUUCCUGUCAUGUACCAGCAUCUGGGGAAGGACUACGAUGAGCGUGUGCUGCCGUCCAUUGUAAAUGAAGUUCUGAAGAGUGUGGUCGCCAAAUUUAACGCAUCCCAACUAAUUACACAAAGAGCCCAGGUCUCUCUGCUCGUCCGACGGGAGCUCUUUGAACGCGCUAAGGACUUCAACAUUAUUUUCGACGACGUGGCCAUCACAGAGUUGAGCUUCAGCAAGGAGUACACAGCAGCUGUGGAGGCCAAACAAGUUGAGUAUGCAAAAACUGCAAGAGCGUCACGACCGGGAGCAGAAAGUGUCCGACUUAACAUCUCCGCUUUCAAUUCCGCCCCCGACUGCAAGCGGCUACUCUCGCCAUUCAGUCUGCGCAGCACUGCAUGA